CGUCCCCUCUGACGUCAUCACGCACAGCGUGUAGCAGCAGCAACAUGUCUUUGAAUGGAGAUGAAGACUUUGAGUGGGAGCCUCCAACCGAGGCGGAGAUGAAGGUCAUCCAGGCUCGCAGGGAGCGGCAAGACAAGAUCAGCAAACUGAUGGGAGAUUACCUCCUGAAAGGAUACAAGAUGCUGGGAGAGUGCUGUGAUCUGUGCGGGACUAUUCUUCUUCAGGACAAGCAGCAGAAAAACUACUGCGUCUCCUGUCAGGAGCUGGACUCUGAUGUUGACAAGGACAACCCUGCUCUGAAUGCUCAGGCUGCGUUGUCUCAGGUGAGGGAGAGGCAGCUUGCAGCCCAGUCCCCGGCUCCGUCGCAGACACAGGAACUCAGUGGAAGUUCCACCAGCAGCCAAGCCGGUGCGUCGGUCCCUCAGCCCAGGCCAGAGCACUGUGAGGGGGCUGCCGCUGGGGGACGAUCCCUUCUCCCUCCGCCUGUCGUCCCUCCUCCUGCGGCCGCCUCCACCCCCGUCGUGGCCCCUGCUCGCCCCCCGGCUAGUCCACCGAGUCCUGCCCUGCAACCGGAGCUCCAAGACGCGGAGGAAGCUGUUCUCACCAAACUUCGCUGGGCCACUACCCAAUUACAGAGCUCAGCCUCCCUGGAGGCGAGUAUCCAGCUCUGCAGCCUCAUCACCAGCUGUGCCAACUCGCUGCGCAGCCUCAAGGAGCUCAGCCAAUAACCACUGUACAGUAGCUGAAACCGUGGAGUGAUAGGAACACUGUUUCUACUUGCCUCUGUUUUGGAGUACUGACUCUGGCUUAGCUUCUCUCUUCGGCUGAAUCUAUGCUUAAAGCUGAAUUCAAAAUCGGUCCAGGAUGCACUUGAAAUAGGAUUAAAAUGUCGGAAGUGCACACAUUGUUAUUGGGUUAAUGCAAGCAUACAGCUGGCAGAAAUGUCACGUGUUCGUAUGAUGGCUUUUGUCAAAUUGUGCGUUAUAUUAUGAUUACAGAUAUUCGACAUUUGUCAAAGCACAUUGGUUGUCCGUAUUCAUUUUAAAAUAGCUGGCCAGUUAAAAUUUUUAAUGAUUUGUAUACCACAAAAACAAUCAUGCUAACUGGUGUCCAGAGUUUGCUGGCUGGCUGUUCCCACAGCAGCUAACGUAUACACAUGAGGAAACCAGACUGCUGUUACAGUAUGUGGUUGCAUUAUGUUCAGAAGUUGCUGAUUUGCAAGCUAAAAUUCCAGUUCACACACCUGAAUAUUGAUUUUGCACGAAAAGUUUGUGCUGGACCGCUUUCAGUGAAAGUUUCUCGCAUGUUGUUGAGGAUCCCAGUGCUUAAAUACAAACCUGACUUCUCCAAGCCGGAUUAUUUCUGUUUGCUACUCUCAUGUCUGACCUUCAGAUUUGUGUUGAGUUCCUGUGUGUGAUGUGAAAAUGAUUCAUCUAAGGAUCCAGUUAUAUUCAUUGACCUGUUUUGUGUUGUUUAUUUUCCCUGAAACAACUUACAAAUGAGUAAUAGUUUAUUAGGGAGCGCUGUGUGAUUGUGGAUCUGGCUCAAGGAUAUUUUGAAUGUAUACUGGGGAAGUUUGGGUUUGAACCUAUGAUCCUCCCAUUAAAAGAAAAUCUCUCUACUUUCUAGUUACAGCUCCACCAUUUUAGUUCUUUCAGAUGUAAACCUCACCUCAGAGACCAUGCAGAAAAAGAAACCACACUCACUCCUCCUUUUUACUUUUGCUAAAUCCCUGGAGGCCUGUAAGCUCAGUAUUACGUUCUUUAAUGCCUUGCUCAUUUAGGAACUGAGGAAGAACAACCAUAUUGUUAAUUGCCAUAUGCAAGCUACACUACCCAGAUAAAAGUAUCCAGAGGUAUUUAUUGGUUUCUAAUGUCAUCAACAAAGUCAUAAAAAUGAAACGUAUUUGUUUUUUUUCCACUGACAAUCUGCUGGAACUCGGUCUCUGAAAACCUCAGUAUUAUUAUUAUUGCAUCUACAGUAAACAAACUGGAUUGUACAUGAAUGGUUGGCGCUUUGUAUUAGAGAAGCCAGUUUCAGUGUCAUUUGAGGUAGUUUUCUAAGAAUGCACCAAAAUAAAUCCUUCUCAGAAGCA
Molecule: messenger RNA, 2095 nt
Organism: Cololabis saira (Pacific saury)
Lineage: Eukaryota; Metazoa; Chordata; Actinopteri; Beloniformes; Belonidae
Gene: znrd2
Product: zinc ribbon domain containing 2
Exons: 4
Coding region: 45-728 (227 amino acids)
Source: RefSeq, a predicted model, not a curated record